Messenger RNA from Anopheles darlingi, 1293 nucleotides. Its product is annotated as bifunctional serine/threonine-protein kinase/NEDD4-like E3 ubiquitin-protein ligase. NCBI's taxonomy places the organism in Eukaryota, Metazoa, Arthropoda, Insecta, Diptera, Culicidae. The record is from RefSeq and is a predicted model, not a curated record. The coding region runs from base 81 to 1151 and encodes 356 amino acids. The transcript is spliced from 3 exons.
AAGUGGAAAAGUGAAUUUAAUUUUAAAUGAUGUGAAAGUACCGCGACUCGGAAACCCUUUGCGAUACUUUUGGGUGAACGAUGGCCGAUCGAUUAUGGAUUAUUGGAUUGAAUCCUUUUGAUUUACGAGGAAACUCUUCGUUACAGGAGAUCGACCUCCAUACCCUGAUAAAACAACCGGAUACAAAAUCGCCUCGACUGCUCAUUCGUAUCGGGCAACUUCAUGCAUUUAUAGCUCAAGGCAAAACUCUGUUCGUAUUCUGCGUAUUGACCGAAGAGCGCAAAACUGUUGAGUUUGCAGAAAGUAUAGUUGCGUUAGAAGUAAGCAACAAAUAUUGCCUGAUACUGCUUGAAACGGGGCGUUUAUUAAAAUACGAUUCUAAUGAGGACCGCACGGUAACACUCGAUUUUCUCGGAGUGGAGGAUAAAGGCCAGCAAAGCGACGAACUUGACGAGAUCAUUACGCACCUGAGUUGUGGUGAACAUGUUGCCGUAGCAUGUUCCUCUAAGAAUGUCGUCUACAACAUUCCCAACAAAACCGUUACCUUUCCGAGACACGUGCGCGUUUUAAAAAUCGCAUCAGGAUUCGAACACAGCCUACUACUUACAAGGAAUGGAGACGUUUACAGCUGGGGUUCUGGAUUACGCGGCCAGUUAGGAAACGGAGAGAUUUCCACCUCCCAGGACCAACCGAAACUCAUCGAUGCACUAGCCGGCGUAAAGAUCGUGGACAUUGCUGCGGCCGGUUGGCAUUCGGCUGCCGUUUCUGCGUUUGGAGAUCUGUAUACGUGGGGCUGGAACAAUCAGGGUCAGUUGGGGUUGGCCGAAGCAAAGUUCCAUGGUCGAGUUGUUUCGCAACCGCAGCUCAUAACGUUUACCGAUGAACAGGAUAUCUCAGUGUCGAGGGUUCAUUGUGGAAUUGGACACACAAUAGUAGAAGUCAAAGAAGCGGGCGAGACUGACGAAAGUAUACUAGUAGCUGGAUGUGAUUUACAAACACGAUUCCAGUACGAUCGUGCGACAGUUGUACCCUCAUUCGAAGGUUUCCGCAAGCUGCAACCGCCAAUCUCCCAAAAAGAAGGAGAAAGAUCAUUGGAAGUUGGUACAGGGCCGUAUCAAGUGUACUUCCUGCAACGAAAUGAUGCUGUAUAAUAAGUAAAGCUGCGCUGUGCAAAUACUACGCACUGUCCUUGGCCCAUUUCUGCCACUGCCAUGUCGCCGAACGGAAUAUAAUAAACGAUAAACGCUAAAAUAAACCAAGAAACGUUUCGUGUAAUAUAUUUUUUUACAUUUU